Molecule: messenger RNA, 1197 nt
Organism: Darwinula stevensoni
Lineage: Eukaryota; Metazoa; Arthropoda; Ostracoda; Podocopida; Darwinulidae
Source: the annotation of a GenBank genome assembly
AUGCAUGGGAAGGAGUUGGUCGAAUACUUCAAUAGCAACCCAACGAUCCUGAAUAUACGGAUCGAGUCCCGAGCCAGUGUGGAGUUUCCGGAAAUCACGUUGUGUCCCUCUGAUGCGUUGAAUUACACAGCACUGGAACUCCACAAUCUGACCAAGGAAACAAUGCCUUACGCCUUUCAGUUCCCGAAAAAGCUUAAUAUGAGCUUAUGGAAAGGGCUGGACUUGUUCACUUUCAAGGACUUUCAUAACAUCGUGAACGACUGCCUUUUAUUUUCCGAGCCGAACCUUGCAAGUGACUGUGUUCGAGGAUUCUGGACCUGGAUAAAUGACACUCAAGUGUUUACAACGGCUGCGGGAUAUUGGAGGGAAACCAGGUUCCUGACUACUGCUGAAUCUUGGCCUCUGAAAGUUUGCUACACUUUCCAUGCGGAUACCACGCUCCCUAUAAAGAUUCCCACUCUGUUCCCUAUAUUUGAGCUUCGCUUGAAUUUCCAUGACUAUAACAACAGCGGCUAUUACGAGAUCCGCAUAGACUCGCAAGAAGAGCCGUUCACAGAAAUGAAAAACGUGACAUCUUCAGGACAGACAUUUUUCCUCACGAAGGGAAGCAGUUAUAUGCUGAGCCUAUCAGUGAAGAACUACAAUUUCCUGCCCUCAGGAAGUCAAUGCAAUGGAGACGAGGAUUACGGCUACCAGAAGUGUUUGGUAACUGCACUAACGGAGAAGGUGUUCAAGAACCUUACGUGUUCCAUACCGUCAGUGGUACCAAACAUUCCUGACCAGAUAUACACGAAGGACCAGUGCACCCCAUUUGAAAUAUUUCGAUUCUUCUACCGUUAUGGUGUUGCGCUGAAGUCUUACGAUCCUGGAUGUUUGAGGAAAUGCAAGAGGACGACGUACAACGUGAUCCCAUUCCAGGAGGCAGCCCUUCCUGCUGAAGAGUAUCUAGGCGGGAUCAAGUUGAACUUCCCAGCAGCCGAACUUGAAAUAGUGGAAGAGCAGGAACUGACAUCGCUAUCUCAGUUUCUCUCCAACGUUGGAGGGAUGAUCGGGCUUUACUUGGGAUUCUCUCUUCUCAGCCUCUACGAAGGCAUGGAAAUUCUACUCUCGUGGGUCAAGUCACGAUUCUUCAAUGCUCCAAUUCGACCGAAGAGCAGUAAAAAGCACGACAUGAAAGAUGUGAAUCUCUUCAGUUGA